Messenger RNA from Choloepus didactylus (southern two-toed sloth), 2959 nucleotides. RefSeq names its product interleukin-12 receptor subunit beta-1-like. The transcript is spliced from 16 exons. NCBI's taxonomy places the organism in Eukaryota, Metazoa, Chordata, Mammalia, Pilosa, Megalonychidae. Gene Ontology annotation, molecular function: protein binding. The record is from RefSeq and is a predicted model, not a curated record. The coding region runs from base 164 to 2251 and encodes 695 amino acids.
UUUGAUUCUUCCCGGGAGGGGCUGUGACACCUUCCAAUUUCCUUGGGUCUUACUUUUGAUCUUCCUCGCUCGGCGUCAACGUGUUCCGGGGCGGGGACGGCGCAGCGGGGCUCCGCCGGCAGCGCAGGAGUUCGCCGCGGCAGCCGCGCUCCGCGUGGACCCGAUGGCGCUGCCGGGGGCUCGGCUGGUGGCCCCGCUCCUCCUGCUUCUCCUCCCGGGGCCGGGCGCCGGAGCCUGUAGAAGCAGCGGGUGUUGUUUUCAGGACCCACCAUAUCCGGAUGCAGACUCAGGUGCGGCCACAGGCCCCCGGGAUCUGAGCUGCUAUAGGGUUUUCAGUGCCGGCUACGAGUGCUCCUGGAGGUACGAGGGCCCCCCGGCCGGGGUCAGCCACUUUCUGAGGUGCUGCCUCCGCCCUGGGCGCUGCUGCUACUUCUCCGCGGGCUCGGCCACCAGGCUGCAGUUCUCCGACCAGGACGGCGUGUCCGUGCUCUGCACCGUCACGCUCUGGGUGGAGUCCCGGGUCGUGAACCGCACCGAGAAGUCGCCAGAGGUUACUCUGCAGCUCUACAGCCUGGUCAAGUAUGACCCUCCCCUGGGGGACAUCAUGGUGUCCGAGGCCGCGGGGCAGCUGCGGUUGGAGUGGGAGACCCCAGCCCGCCAGGACGGGGCCGAGGUGCAGUUCCGGCACCGGACGGCCGGCAGCCCAUGGAAGUGGGGCAGCUGUGGACCUCAGGGAGACGCCGGCUUAGAAUCCUGCCUCAGCCACCUGGACGCGGACCUGGCCCAGGAAUUCCAGCUGCGACGGCGACAGCUCGGGCACCAGACUCCAGGGGGUCCCUGGAGCAGCUGGAGCAGCCCCGUGUGUGUCCCUGCUGCACACCCCCCGCAGCCCGAGGUGACCUUCUCGGUGGAGCCGCUCGACCCGGACGGGAGGAGGCAGCUGACUCUGCAUGGGCAGCUGCCACAGCCCGAGCUUCCGGAAGGCUGCCGUGGGCCGCCGUCGGGCGCGGAGGUGACCUACCACCUCCACCUGCACAUGCUGUCCUGCCCGUGUCAGGCCAGGGCCUCGCGGACCCUGCGCCUCAGGAGAAGGCUCGUCCUCUCGGGUGCCGCCUACGACGUGGCCCUCGUCUCCUGGACCCGCUUCGGCCCCGGCCCCAACCGGACGGUGCACAUCCCAGCCGCUGCCCACACAGAGCCGGGACCCCUGAAUGUCAGCGUCGGGGCCCAGGGGACCUGCGUGCACUGGCCAGCCUGGGGCCCAGGCAUGACCUACUGCGUUGAGUGGCAGCCCCAGGGCCAGGCUGGGCCCCGCACCACCUGCGCCCUCAGCACGCCCCAGCCUGGAGGAGCAGGAGGCACUCACAGCUGGUGCCAAGCGCCCAGGACGAUGGAGCAGGAGGUCUGCUACCGCCUCAGUGUGUUCGCCUCUACCCACCCGGACAAGCCCACCUCAUGGUCCACGGUCCUGUCCGCCUAUCACUUUGCAGGCAACGCCUCGGGGGCCGGGACCCCGCGCCGCGUCUUGGUGGACAAGCAUGGGGCGGACUCGGUGGCUGUGCGCUGGACGCCGUCCCUGCUGGCCUCUUGCCCCAGCGUCCUGACUGGCUAUGUCGUGCGCUGCCGGGACGAGGACGGUCACUGGUUCACAGAGCGCCCUGUGGAGUCUGCCGAGACUCGGGUAAUCCUUGGCGGCCUGAGGCCUGGCCUUGUCUACACGGUGCAGGUCCGUGCAGACACGGCCUCCUUGGGGGGCACCUGGAGCGAGCCCCAGCGGUUCAGCCUUGAGGUCCGUGUGUCCAGUUCGUCCGUCCUGCUGGCAUCACUGGGGAGCUUUGUCAGCAUCCUUCUGCUCGGCGUCCUUGGGUACCUCGGCCUCAGCAGGGCUGCCCGACGUCUGUGCCCGCCCCUGCCCACACCCGGUGCCAGCACUGCCAUCGAGCUCCCCAGCAGCCUGGGGAAGCAGGCCUUGGAAUGGGCCCUCCUGGAGGACUUCCCAGAGGAGGCAGCUGCAUCAGAGGCCCUGGUCGUGGAGCCAUCCUGGGACCAAGGCAAGGGGGCCAUGCUGGACACAGCAGGGCCCCUCCCAGAGAGGAUGGUGCUGGGGCUGCCCGGACACCCCGAGGCCGAGGGUCUGAGGCCCAGCAGGCAGAACCACCCUGCCGGGGCGGCCAGACUCCCGCUACUGCUGGGGGAACUGCUGCAGACCCCCGGCCGCGGCCACCCUCAGCCUGGGGGCCCGGAGGCCUGAGGGAGAAGCGGGGAUGGCACAGCAGGGACAGCACAGCGGAGAAGGUCAUGACACUCAUGGCCUCCCCAGCCCCAUGGGCUGAACCUCCAUUCUGCGAGGGACCGGGGCUGCUCAGUUCGACAGAUGUGGUCCCUGCGGCCCAGAGAGGGUGAGUGACUUGCCUGGAGCCACACAGCGCAGGCCGGGGGCCCACCUGGACCCAGAGGCCCCACAGCCCCGGGUGCACCCCUCUCUGACCUCCCCAGUCCAGCAACUGUUUCGACACAUCCUGGAGAGGGAACCCUUGAAACCGCCACCACACGGAAGCUGCCAUGCCCAGGCCAGGCCUGAUGUCCUCCGCAGGCAGGGGGCGGGGCCACGCUACUAUCAACCCGUUUUGGGGUGGAAUAGACUGGGGCAGGGGGUUCUGCUCAGCAUUGGGUUUACCCCAGGGCCUGGAGUGCUGCUGCAUCGCAGGCUGGGAAGCCUCUUCCAGGAGCACUGAACAGGGAGUCCAGGAAUCCCCACCACAGCACGGGGUCUGCAGGCUGGGGGGGUCCAGCUGUGGGGAAUGAAGGGGGACUCUGGACAGUCUGGGGGAGGUGACAGCCCCUCCCUGGCCUCUGUCUCCUCCUCUGUGAGAUGGGCUGCUAGUAACCCUGACGUCACAGGGCUGGUGGGGAACGAAGGGCUAAUAAAUGUGCCUCCCUCCAGGCCUCUUUCCCUGGC